Plenodomus lingam JN3 is the source of this 543-nucleotide messenger RNA. The record is from RefSeq and is a predicted model, not a curated record. NCBI's taxonomy places the organism in Eukaryota, Fungi, Ascomycota, Dothideomycetes, Pleosporales, Leptosphaeriaceae.
AUGAGUCAUCCGCUCGCCGACUAUCUCUCUGCGCUCGAGGCUCGUGAUGCGCACACCAGACUUGCCGACCGCACAGCAGCUUCGGCACGCACCAAGGACAGCGCCGCUGCGUCGGCUCAUGGCCCCUCGCCCGCUUCAGAGGCGCAACUACGCUCCGAGUUGGCUUCGACGCAUCGCACACGCAGCGAGCUCGAGACCAAGCUCAGCGCACUCUCCACGGAACUCUCCACCCUCAAAGCGUCGGAUGCGCAGCAGAAGCAGCGGAUACAGCAGCUGGAGCGGGCCAAGACGAUGCUGGAGCGACGUGGCAAGGAUAGAGCAGAUGAGCUCAAGGGCAAAGGCCGGUUCGUCGAGGAAGUUCAGGACGAGAUGGUGGCCCUCAAUCUGCAGCUGAACAUGGCAGAGCAGGAGAAGGAGCGGCUCAGGAAAGAGAAUGAGGACUUGACCAGGCGAUGGAUGCAGAAGAUGGACGACGAGGCGCGCAAGAUGAAUGAUCGCAUGGGCUGGGAGGAGUCGAGGCCGAGCAAGGGCAGCAAAAAGUAA